Drosophila grimshawi is the source of this 2181-nucleotide messenger RNA. Its product is annotated as protein PTCD3 homolog, mitochondrial. Gene Ontology annotation, molecular function: protein binding; ribosomal small subunit binding; rRNA binding. Gene Ontology annotation, biological process: mitochondrial translation. The transcript has 2 exons. The record is from RefSeq and is a predicted model, not a curated record. The coding region runs from base 124 to 2115 and encodes 663 amino acids. Lineage: Eukaryota; Metazoa; Arthropoda; Insecta; Diptera; Drosophilidae. Gene Ontology annotation, cellular component: mitochondrion.
UUCUUCACUUCCUCACUUCGGUCACACUGCUGCUACCAUCUGAAGAGCAAUUUAAUUUUGCUAAAUAUUAUUAAAUAACUUUAACUUAAAGUGAAGUGAUUUUUAACUGUCAAAUCACUCAGCAUGUACCUCUCGGCCCAAUUGAGACUGCUAUCCAGAUGCCGUCUGACGCGUCACAUUGCCAGUGGCAAUGGCACACAUUACACAAUCGCCGCAUCGCCGGCCACUGCCGCAAAAGAGGAAGAAGAGCACAUUGAAAUUCCCAAACGGAUUCAGCGCUCGUCAACAGAUCUGCUGCAGGCGUUGGCCAGCACCGUAGGACGUGACUCGACGGCGCCGCACUACAAAUACCACGAUGAUCCCUACCUGAUACCCAUGUCGAAUGUGGCCAAGCGGACCUAUGCUCUGUCCAAGGAGGCGGGACGCAAGGCGGCCAAUUGGAUUAAGGAGGAGCAUCGCGAACUGUUCCUGCAUCAAGAGGCGCAACCGGCCAUUGAAAAGUUUGCACCAUCCAUGGUCUACACGGAACAGUCCGAUGUGGAUGUGGACUCCCUCCAGCAGCUGAUUGAUCAAGGUGAGCUGACGGAUGCGACGCUGGUGUACAACUUGCUGGAACAAAAGGGCGUCGCAGUUAGUGAUGCGCUCAAGCAAAGUCUUUUGGAGCUGGUCUGCUUUUACAACAAUCAGGAACCACUGCCCGAGGAGUAUAUCGAAGAGCGCUGGUUCCUGCAGAAUAGUCGUCGGCGUGAGCGACACGGCAAGACAUGGAAAGAUGGAGAUUUGGCCGAGAAACUCUAUGAAGCCAUUGAGCCAAAGACUCCCCAAUCCUAUGCAGCCCUCAUCCGUGGCAUGGCCAAGUAUUUGCAGUGUGAACGUGCCUAUGCGCUGCUCCAGGAGGCGAAUGAGAGGCAGAUACAACUGGACACCAACACCUACAAUGCCAUAAUACAGAUUGUCAGCUAUCUGAAGGACUCGGCCGAUCAGCGUUGGCAGCUGUGCUCGGAGUUGCUACAGCAGAUGGCCGAUCAGCAGCUGCAUCCCAAUCUGAAUACGCUGAAUGCGCUACUCGAAUGCAUCAGUUCCUUUGGCAAUUUCAAACUGGCUCGCAGCUCAGCGCUCAAGUUGCUGGCUGAAUUUAAGCAGCUGGGCGUGGUGCCCAGUUUAGGCACCUAUUAUUACCUGCUGAUCAUAUUCUGUCGUGAGCGUGCUCCAGUCUCCCAUGUUAUUGUGGACAUUCUGAACGAGAUUGGAGGCAAGGAGUUUAAGAUUCAGCAUCCCAAGGACACGUAUUUCUUUGCAACGGCUAUGGAUGUGUGCCGCAAUCAUUUGCAUGACAAGGCGCUGGCCAAGAAGGUGAAUGACCUACUGCACACGGGCAGCAAUUACGAUUUGGUUGGCGACUCCUUCAAGGAGUCCAUCUACUAUCGCAAUUAUCUGGCCCUGCUCUGCCAGACCGAAUCGAUUGAGGACUUUAUGCAGACCUACGAUCUGCUAGUGCCCAACAUAUACAUCCCGGAGCCGGGCAUCAUGGAGGAGAUACUCAGAGCUGUGGAGAUCAGUGGAGCCGUUGACCAGGUGCCUCGCAUAUGGUCGGACAUGGUCAUCUUUGAUCAUACGCAUCGCGAGAGUCUGUUGCUUUAUGUGCUUCGCAUAAUGGUCGAUAAUCGUCCAAAUGCUGAACUGCCCGCCCAGCAACAGCUACCCGAGCAGUGCGCCAAGGUCGCCCUGGACAUGUUCAACAAAAUCGAGGAGUCGGCGAAACGCAUCCGCAAGGUCUCCUUCACCGGCCAAAUGCUGGGCAACAUUCUCACGCUGCUCGUGCGGGACGCCGGCAACACCAGCAGCUUCGAGAAGGCCAGCGAGGUUUUCGCCUACAUUGACAAACAGCAGCAUCGCAUUCCCGGCACACCAGCCGACUCCGCCCUGCUCGAAUACGUGGAGGCGGCCGUGGUGCAUAAGGCGCCCACUCAGGCGCUCGCCGCCCUCCAAUAUGCCGUGGAGAACAACAUGGAGACGAGUGCCCUGGCAAAGUGCAUCCAUGAUGGCUACACGCUAAGCGAAGUGCAUUUGGCCAAGUUGAAGUCGCUCGUCGGUGAAGGCUUCCUAGAGAAAUAAAAUCCUAUCGGUUGUCUGAUUAAAUUCGUUUUGUAAUUGCAAUAAAUACAAAUUAGUUUAUAAUUA